Messenger RNA from Entrophospora sp. SA101, 5664 nucleotides. NCBI's taxonomy places the organism in Eukaryota, Fungi, Glomeromycota, Glomeromycetes, Entrophosporales, Entrophosporaceae. The record is from the annotation of a GenBank genome assembly.
AUGGCAUGGAUGAAAUUAAAAGAAACUUACAGCAAAUUUGAAAAAACUAUUAAAGAUGAUAAUACAAUACCCAAAUUUGAAUAUUCAAAAAUCAAAGAAAUCCAUGAGAAAUAUUCUGAUAUAAAUAAAAAAAUAGAGGAAUCUAUUGUAAUAAAAUCAAAACCCUGGAAAUCUUUGAAAAAGAAACUUCAAUUUUGUUCACUUAUAACCAUGGUAAUGUUUAUUAAGCAGCAAAACAAUAACUCUGAUAAUACUAAUUCAAAAGACAGCACUGAUUCAAAAGAAAAUCCUGAUUCAAAAAUGGAAAGUUAUGCUUCUGAAUUUUUUUACAAUAUGUUUAUUGAUAGAGAAACAGAUUUCACUAAAUUAGCAAAGAAACAUGUAGAAAAAUCUGAAGGAAUUUUUGCAUCUAUUUAUUCAUUCUUUACUGCUGGACCAAAACCUGAACCUCGUGUUAUUGAAGAGAAUAUUCGAAAAGUGGAGCAAAUGGUAAAUCAAGUAUCUGACUCUGAAUUUGUCAAUGAACUUUAUAAUUCUGAAUUAUUUAAUAUUUCACAAAAAAUGAGGAAUACAAUCAUUGGUUCUUUUCUUAAUGCAUUUAAAAAAUGGAGGGAAACCUUUUCUGAGAAUAUCAAAAAUAUAGUACCAAAAUAUACAAAUAUUAGAACACAUUAUGAAGAAAAAUUAAACAAGGAAUUAUCACAAAGAAUUAAAGUAAUAGAAAAACAUGAAUUCACAAGAAUUUGCCUACUACUUGAAGAAAAAUUUUCAGAUGGAUCAAUUUUUAAAAUUAUAGAAGCUAAAGAAACAACAUAUUAUAGGGAUUUAAAACUUACUUAUGAAAUUGAAUCAUUAAAACCUGAUCAACUAAAGAUUACAUUAUAUGAAACAGGCCUAGAUGGAUCUGAAAAAUUAAAUCUUCAAGGAAAUGAGUUAUAUGUUCCAAAACCUCAUCUUGACAGCAAUAAGAAUUCACAUGCUUCCUUCAAAAUAGAUCCAGAAAUAUAUGAACUCAGAAAAAUAUCCCAGUUUGAAAAUGGAAAGCUCCUAAUAAUACUUCGGAAUAAAAAAUCAAAUCAAAUAGAAAUUUUUUUCGAAAAUUCUAAUCAUUUAAAAUCAACUUUUCAAUUAUCAAAUUUAAAACCAUUAAAAACUUUAAAUCCUGAUGGUGAUUGUCUUUUUGCUAUAAAUGAGCCCAAAGGCUUAAUUGGGAUUUAUGUUGCUGAAAGAGGAGUGCUAAAUGUUUAUGCAUUUGAUGAAAAUCAAGCCAGUCUUUAUAGUCGCAACCCCAAUAUUCAAAUUCUACAAUAUUAUAAUAAUUCAGCACCAGAUAUUAAAUAUUUUUUCUUCAUAAAAAACACUGAAGAAUUAUGUUUUGUGGAAACAAAUGGUAGAGCAAAAAUUUAUAAUCUUAUAACUGGUCAAUUUCGUCCUGCAACAUUACCAGAUUCUACAAAUAUUUCAAGCACACCUGAUGGUUCUUGUAUUGUAGUAUUUGUGAAAGAAAAAUCAACAACAUCAUCUAGUAAUGACGAAAAUGGCACAGAUGUUGACAGUGAUAAUGAAUGCCCAGAAGAGCAAAAACAUUCAAAGAAUAAAGAUUUAACUCCAAAUGAUGUAUUUAAAGCCUAUGUUUAUUUUUGUUCAAAUAUGGGAAACACUGCUAAUAAGGUUGUUGAACUACCUUCAAAUAUGGAUUCAUUAGAAUUCUUUCAAUUUUCAACUAUAAAUGAUCGUCAAAUGCACCUUACAACAAUUGAUGUAGAAAAUAAUUUAUUUCAUUCAUUAAUUACAAAAAUUACCCUUCAAAAAACCCAGUACCAAUUUCAACAACGUAAUCAAAAAAAACCAAUUGGUCAAAUUAGAUUGCUAAAAAUUACCUCUGAUAAUGAUAAAAAUAAAUUUUCAAUCUUAAAAACCAAUUUUAAUCAUAACAUAAAGGAGGGAGAGUACAUUGUCAUUAAAGGACAAAAAUUAAGUGUUGUUGAUGUAAUUUCAGAUACCAAAUUGAAAGUUGCAGGUGUAUAUCAUACCUUAUCACUUGACAAUGAUGAUGCAUGGGUGGACUUUCAAACUGUGCCAAAGACAAAACUUAAUGGUUUUAUUGAUGCAUAUAAAUUAAUGUUUGAAAAGUAUCCAAUUGAAAGUUGCAUAGAUUCUGAGCAAAACAGGCCACUUAAUUUGAAAAUAUUUGAAAAAUAUGUUAUUAGUAUGUUCAAUGAGUUAAAGAAGAAAACAAAAAAACCUGCAUCUAUUUUAAAGCAUUUUAAAACCACCAUUACAACAUUUUCAGAUCUAGACAUUGAAGAAAAUAAUUUUAUAUCAAAACAUUCAAUUAAAUAUCAACUAGGAGAAUGGAUAAUUCAACUUUCAUCAUCAAAUGAUUAUGAGGUAGAUUUUGAUGUUGAACAUGGGCAUCGUUUUGGUGGCAUUGCAGAAAAUAUUUCACUUGGAUGGUAUGAAGGUAUAUUUAAACAUUUUGGUGAUCGUCAAGUCAAAGUUGUUUCAAGUAUGGGUGAACAAUCAUGUGGGAAAUCAUAUAUGUUGAACCACCUUGUUGGAACAACAUUUGAUGGUUCUGCAAUGAGAUGCACUGAAGGAGUGUGGAUGUCAUUAUUUAUAACAAAAAAAUAUAUUUAUGUUGCACUUGAUUUUGAAGGAUUAAAGUCUUUGGAAAGAACACCACAAGAAGAUUUAUUUUUAACUUUGUUUAACACUAUGGUUUCUAACAUGAUACUUUUUAAAAAUCAAUUUGCUGUUAGUAGAGACAUGUCAGGAAUGUUUCAAAGAUUUCAAGAUGAUGUUCAUGAAAAUGAUCGAAAAGGAAUUGUUGAUGAGUUUCAUCUCAAGUUUGAAGAUUUGGUUAAAAAACAAGGAGAAGAUAAUUUUAUUACUAGAAUGUAUAAAAGUGGAUUAACUAUUUUUCCAUGGCCAUUAUUUAAUGAUCCUGCUUGGUUCAAAACUUUGAAAACUGUUAAAAAAAAAUUAGAUAAACAGAAAGCAAAAUAUGAAAAUGCACGAACUUUUUUACAAAACACUAAAGUCAUUAUGGCUAAAUUAAAGAUUUGUGAUUGGGGAUCUUUGGAUGAAAACCUUGUUCAAAUGCGUUUAUCAAUUUUAAAAAGAAUACUUCCAAUAGCUAUAUCUUAUGGCUUAGAGCAAAAGGAGCAAGAAAUUAAGCCCUUAAUAAAUCACAAUACAGGAGAGAAAAUAGAUGAUCAACCUCAAUUAAAUCAUGACACUGGGGAGAAAACAGAUGGCCAAACUCAUUUAUCUAAAUUUGCAGAAACCUUCAAUACACAAAAUGAACUAUUUCCAGAUUCAGAUGUUUUACUCUUUGAAGAAAAUGCUGAUUUUGUUGAUUUUUCAUAUGAUCUAAGAAAUCAAUUUGAAGAUAAAAUUCAAGAAAGGAAAAAGUCUGAAAAAGAUUCAGAAUGGUUUAGUAAAUUAGAAAUGUUUUUCAAUUUUAUUAUUGAACGAAGAGUAUAUCGUGUUGAGCAAUGGUUUUUACAAAAUAUUAACAAAUUUCCACAAGACAAUAGUGAAGUUGUUAUUGGAAAAUAUGCUCUUGAAAAAGAAAUCAACAAUCUUAGGCUUUUUUGGACAUUAUGUGGGCUUUCUUGUCAGGAUUGUGGAUUACGCUGCCUUAAAAAUCAUGGUCAUACUGACAAUCAUGACUGCAAGACUAAUCAUGAAUGCCAUUUCUCAUGUCAAUUUGUAGAGGCACAUAGUUCUUUUAUUCCAACUUGUAGUUAUAAAGCAGGACAUGAUGGGAAACAUGCAUGUAAUAAAACCAGUCAUUUAUGUGGAAAACCUUGUAAACUUAGUGAUAAACGUAAUUGUCAAAAAGUAUGUUCAAAAGAUAUUGGACAUGAAGAUGAUGAACACAUGUGUCAGUCAGAUCGUCAUUAUUGUGGAGAGUCAUGCUCACUCUUUACAUCAAUCAAUAAAGGUGAUAAAGGUGAUUAUGAAUGUCCAAACAAAUGCAUUAUGCCAUGUGAGCUUGAGCAUGAUCAACAUCGUUGUGAAAAUGAGACAUGUCCAAUUGAAUGCCCAAUUUCAGAUUGUCGGAAUAGAUGCCAGAGUAAUAAUCAUUUUCAUGCUUACAGUGAAUUUACAGUUAAUCAUUUUUGUGGUAAUGAUCAUCAAUGUCUUGAGGAAUGUGAAGAGCCAGGUAUUUGUAAAAUUUCAACUGAACCCAAAAAAGAAGAAGCAACUUAUAAAGGGUUGAUCAAAGAAACUUCAAUUAGCUUUUUUAAAUAUAUUCAACAAAGUGAAAGGAUGAGAUGUAAUAAAAGAAUACCACCAAACUCCUUCAAGCAUGAAGGAACACAUUCACAUGAUGAAAAUGGAGUUCAUUUUUGUGAUAAAAAAUGUCAAUUUUGUGAAUAUUAUUGCAACUUACCUCAUGGACAUAUACAAACUUUACAUGAUACUCGCCAUGGAAAUAUGGUACAGACUGAAUUUACUGCAGAAAAUGAUGAAUUUGAGUAUAAGGGACAUAAAUUACAAAUUGGAGAUCAAGGUUCUUUUGUUCUUUGUAAUUUUUAUUGUAAAGAAUUAGGUCGCCAUAGACAUAUUGAUUAUUGUCAAAAUGUGGAGGCAUGUAAAAAUGGACAACAAGGGCAUGAAGUAAUACAUUUAGAUGCACCCAUCAAGCCCAAUCCUGAUGAUAAAAAAGAUUUUGUAACUCAUAAAUUAUUUUGGGGAAGAACUGGCUUUAAAGAUCCAUAUUCAACACAAGAACAAGUAGAAUUUGCAAAAUGUGAUCAUGAAUGUCCAGAUGAAGCUCACAAUAAGCAACAAAGUUCUAAUAGUGCAACUCCCACAAAAUCUUAUUGUGAAUUGGAAAUUUUCCAUAAACCUUUAAAUCCAUCAUCUAGUACAUCAACUGGUAUUGGUUACAUUUCACUGGAUGGUCAUCAGUUCAGCUGUGAUAAUCCAAAUAAAAGAGAAGCAGCAUUUCAUAUUAUAUUUGCACUUGAUCGAUCAGGUUCAAUGGGAUUUAAUGAUAGAAAACCUUUAGAAAACAUUCGUUCAAACAUCCGUCAAAAAAUUGCACAAAAACACAAUAAUAGGCUAGGCGCAGUAUACUCAGCAGUUUAUUCAUUUAUGGAAACACGCCUUACAUCUCAAAGGAAUCUAACUCAGGGUGCCAUUAAUAAAGACACUAUUUCUUUAAUCUUGUUCAACAGUAGUACUAUUGUACCAAUUGAAAAUCAACCAUUAAGUGAUGCAGACAAAUUUUUAGGUACUAUGGUUCAGCAUAAUGCAAGUGGUGGAACUAACUUUGACUUGGCGAUACAGAAAGCAGGGUUCCUAGUUGAUAAAUAUUAUGAUCCAACAAAGACAAAUAUUAUUAUUUUUUUGUCAGAUGGUAAAUGUGGAUCACCAGAUGCUCGAUUAGAAAAUAUUUGUAGAGUCAAUCAACAAAGAGGGUCACCGUUAUAUCUUUAUACAGUUUUAUUUAGCAGUGAUUCUUCUAGCCCAUCAUUAGUAAAGAUGGCUGAUAUCGCACAAAGUCAUCUUCCAACUAAUUCUUCAUCCCAAUCUUUAAAAUGUCAAUUCACUCGAGCUAUUGAUGAAAUAGCUUUGGCUAAUUAUUUUACUGUUGUUGCAGAAAGUUUAAGAGCACAUAAACCUUCUUUAAUGAAAAAGUUGUAA